Molecule: messenger RNA, 3536 nt
Organism: Paramuricea clavata
Lineage: Eukaryota; Metazoa; Cnidaria; Anthozoa; Malacalcyonacea; Plexauridae
Source: the annotation of a GenBank genome assembly
AUGACAACGAAAGGAACAACUGCUGCCACGGGAAUGACAACCAAAGCAGCAACUUCUCCAACAGGAGUGACAACUAAAAGAACAACUGCUGUAUUAUCAAGGGGGACAACCGUAGUAACCAGCGUUGAAACAAAGGCUACUGGUUUUGGGCCGGGUGUGAUGACGGUUUUGAUAUCAGCUGUGCCAGGUGUCGCCACACCAGGAGGUGCUCCUGGUGUUAGGCCAACUGGUGUGGUGAGUGAGGUAACAAGCAAGAUAUCAACUGCUGUAUCUGGAGUGAAAACCAAAGCAACAACUGCUGCACCUGGAAUCGUGACAAAAGUAACAUCUGCUGCACCUGGGGUUGCUACAGCUGCUUCAGCGACCGAAGUGAAGACGAAAGCAACAACCGCUAGGACUGGAGUGACAACCAAAGGAACAGCUGCUGCUCCAGGAAUUGUGACAAAAGUAACAUCUGCUGCACCUGGGGUUGCUACAGCUGCUCCAGCGACCGAAGUGGAGACGAAAGCAACAACGGUUAGGACUGGAGUGACAACCAAAGGAACAGGUGCUGCUCCAGGAAUUGUGACAAAAGUAACAUCUGCUGCACCUGGGGUUGCUACAGCUGCUCCAACGGCCGAAGUGAAGACAAAAGCAACAACGGUUAGGACUGGAGUGACAACCAAAGGAACAGCUGCUGCUCCAGGAAUUGUGACAAAAGUAACAUCUGCUGCACCUGGGGUUGCUACAGCUGCUCCAGCGACCGAAGUGAAGACGAAAGCAACAACGGCUAGGACUGGAGUGACAACCAAAGGAACAGGUGCUGCUCCAGGAAUUGUGACAAAAGUAACAUCUGCUGCACCUGGGGUUGCUACAGCUGCUCCAACGGCCGAAGUGAAGACAAAAGCAACAACGGUUAGGACUGGAGUGACAACCAAAGGAACAGCUGCUGCUCCAGGAAUUGUGACAAAAGUAACAUCUGCUGCACCUGGGGUUGCUACAGCUGCUCCAGCGACCGAAGUGGAGACGAAAGCAACAACGGUUAGGACUGGAGUGACAACCAAAGGAACAGGUGCUGCUCCAGGAAUUGUGACAAAAGUAACAUCUGCUGCACCUGGGGUUGCUACAGCUGCUCCAACGGCCGAAGUGAAGACAAAAGCAACAACGGUUAGGACUGGAGUGACAACCAAAGGAACAGCUGCUGCUCCAGGAAUUGUGACAAAAGUAACAUCUGCUGCACCUGGGGUUGCUCCAGCUGCUCCAGCGACCGAAGUGAAGACGAAAGCAACAACCGCUAUGACUGGAGUGACAACCAAAGGAACAGGUGCUGCUCCAGGAAUUGUGACAAAAGUAACAUCUGCUGCACCUGGGAUUGCUACAGCUGCUUCAGCGACCGAAGUGAAGACGAAAGCAACCAAACGCUAUGACUGGAGUGACAACCAAAGGAACAGGUGCUGCUCCAGGAAUUGUGACAAAAGUAACAUCUGCUGCAGCUGCAACUCGAAUGACCACCAAAACGAUAACUGUAGCACCAUCGUUCGUGACGCCCACACAUUGCCCAAGCGGGAUGGUAUGUAUCAUGAGUUAUAAAAUUGCCCUUUCCCUGAAGUGUUUACUAGUUCUUUUAGGGAAUGGGAUUUGGACGAGAAGACUCGUACAAAACGGGAAAGUGCGUUAAAAUGUGGCUAUAGGGUUUUCAAGGUUUGAGCUAUCAGUGGAUUGUAUUUUUCCACAACAGUUAGGACUAUGAAAGUGAGUAUAGGUAUAUUAGCACGGUAAAAGGGCUAGGUUAGGAGUUAUGUUUCUGACAUAAACGACCUACAAGCAACUACCUCGUACCCGGUUGUAUUAUAGCCAGAUUGUGCGAUCAACUGUAUAGUGUUUCUUCAAGCUUCACUAAAUUGGCUGUUAAUUGACUGGUAGGAUGCAAAUUUAUCUUUCAUUAACGUAAAAAAAUUAAAAUGUCCUUGUAUUAAUUGUGGGAGCGAUAUUCGACGUUUUAUAACCUUUUGAGCAUUUUUACAAUAGUUGAAAAAAUCAAUAUGCGGUGGAUAGGGCUAUCUGUCCUUUGUACACGACCGUGCAUAUACAGCUUUACGAAAAUAAAGCCUGAAAGAUGGCGCAGCAUGCUUACCAAUGUUCAAAGUAGCAGUAAUCUUGUUCUGUAGCUUGUGUCACGACCUAUCCCAUAUGCCAUGUGAAUGGUUAUGUAGUGUAUAAUAAAUUCAACUGCAAUUAAGAUACUUCAUUUUCUGACCAUCUAAUUAUUGAUCAUCUGAUAAUAUAUUUAUAUAUUACGUAUACGUUUUAUUUCAGGUGUUUACCAACUGUGUCCCAUCUUGUGAACCAUCUUGUCAAUAUCGAAAUGCUAGCUGUACCACUGCCAAUAAUGUAUGUAAGUCGGGAUGUACGUGUGCAGAGGGUUUGGUUUAUAACGGUACUCACUGCGUUGAACCUUCGGACUGUCCGUGUUACUACAAGAAUAUUUUCUAUAAAGCUGGUACGACCUGGCAUCAUAACUGCAGUGAGUGUAUCUGCUGGGAAAACAAGGCGAUGUGUACUCCACAAGUCUGUCCUUCUGUAUCUUUUUGUCCUUCACCAGAGUACGAGGUUAGCAGGAAAAAUUGCUGUAAUGUAUGCACCCCGGUUUCUGUUCCUCCGACAUUUGUACCUACAACUUCAGCACCAUGUAAAGAUGACGAAUUUUACUGUCCCUCUGAUAAAUCCUGUAUCUCAAAGACCUGGUUAUGUGAUGGUUCACAGGACUGUUCAAUAGGGGAAGAUGAGAAAAACUGUAGGAAUGUGACGCCUUGUAACACAACCAUAGGUAAGUUCGACUGUAAAGAAACACAUUUCAAAAGUGUUAUUUUCAGUACUGUAGGUUUGAUUUAUCGUUCACAUGGGACGGAAACUGUGCGAACUAGGGCACAGCUAAGGUUCCGUACGAAUUCCCGUCUAAACCAAUCUUGCUCAUUCGGUCUAGUUCAUUCGGUCUCACGCAAAAGUGAUCUAAUUUCUAAAUUAAACAGUUGCCGUAUGAUCCACUUAGUUCCUAAAUACAUUUUUACAAAACAUGGGAUGAAGCGCGUUUUUGUAUAUUGUAUUUAAGGUUACCCACACUACUUUUCCCGUUUGAGAUGUGGUAUUAUAUUUUAAAAUAGCAGCAUUCUGUUAAUAAAGUAUGUGACUAAUAACAGAUAUUAGAGCGUACAUAUUAGUAACCGAAGUACAGAUAUUCUGGUUAAUGUCAAAAACAUUUCCCUCGAUAUACUAUUGACUGUUUCACCGCAGGAGAGGUACAAGGUUAUCCCAAUGCUAGUUGGAGUAGGAAUGUAUCAAAGAGUGGAGAGGUACUAUAUUGUCUACAGAGAUACAAUAAUAGUUUGAUGUUCGAAGUCGAUCUUGGUUUUCUCUCGAAAGUAACAAUGAUUGGAUUUGAAGUUAAGAUGAUUGCUUCAAUUUAUCAAAAUUUUGAAGUGAAGUACAGUACAGAUGGUGUUAUAUGGAGUACCUACAACCAGGGAUGGAAUCUCACGGUAAGAUAUGUAUUUCACUAG